AUGGAGAAGUUAUGGCUUCAAGAAUGCAAAGUCGAAGAAGCGAAAUCCCACCAAAAAUGGGAAAGAAACCAAAGUUGGCUAGAAAGAUACGAAAAAGAAUUUGAUAACAAUACCUUGACCAAACCGAAAGAAAGAAAGAGAAACAACCAGCGACAGAAUAAGCCGAUCAGUCAACGCUUUCGCCAACCCGAAACAAACGUAAAAAAUGCGCCAACGCGGAAAAAUGGAACAAGCUUCCAACAGAUGAACACUGGGUUGCAAAGCAGAAAAACGCAGAAUAGAGAGGAAGUACAACAGAGAUACACCAGACCACAAAAUCAACAGCGAGGGCGCUCGGAUCAACAGGACAGGCCACGUAAAUUCUCGAGAAUCCGAGACGAACUCAACGCGAGAAAACCAACGUAUGCAGAAGCCGCCCGAAGUCCAAACAAUUGUCGAAGUGAACGCAAGCGACAAGCAACCACUACCAUCGAUUACAACCAGAGACAACCGAAACAUUUUUUGGGAUCAACCCACGGAGGCAAUUAUCCACCAACGAACAAUCGUCAGUUGGUGCGAAAUCACCAACAAAACCAAAGAAUAAAGUGA
This is a messenger RNA of Paramuricea clavata, 588 nucleotides long. Lineage: Eukaryota; Metazoa; Cnidaria; Anthozoa; Malacalcyonacea; Plexauridae. The record is from the annotation of a GenBank genome assembly.